AUGCUCAUUAAAGAGUACCGUAUUCUGUUGCCGAUGACGGUACAGGAGUAUCGCAUCGCCCAGUUGUAUAUGAUACAGAAGAAGAGCCGACUGGAUUCACAUGGCAAAGACUCGGGAGUUGAGAUAAUCAGCAAUAAACCAUAUACGGAUGGUCCUGGCGGAAGUGGACAGUAUACUUUCAAGAUCUAUCAUAUUGGAAGUCGUAUUCCUGCAUGGAUUCGGACAGUGCUGCCAACAAAUGCAUUGGAAGCUCACGAGGAAGCAUGGAAUGCGUAUCCGGUGACGAGAACACGAUACUCCACUCCAAUGAUGGAUCGAUUCAGUCUGGAAGUGGACACUCUUUACUUCGAUGAUCAUGGUGAACAGGAGAAUGUAUUCGGUCUGAGUGAUAAAGACAAAGCCACUCGAAUCAUCGAUUACAUGGAUUUCGUGAAAGAUCCCAUCUCAUCCCAUGACUACUGUGCUGAAGAGGAUCCCAAGAUCUAUCAUUCCGAGAAGACUGGUCGUGGACCAUUGAAUGACGAUUGGGUGACAGAUCAUCGGAAGAAAGGAUUGUCCGUUAUGUGUGCGUAUAAAUUAUGUAAAGUCGAGUUUCGAUACUGGGGUAUGCAAACGAGAGCCGAGAGAUGGAUUCAUGAUUUGGCACUGAGAAACACGAUGAUGAGAGCACAUCGACAGGCGUGGGCGUGGCAAGAUGAAUGGACUGGUCUCACGAUGAAUGAUAUCCGGAAGUUGGAAGCGGAAGCUGCUUUGCAUUUGAGUAAAGUGAUGGCUGUGAAGGAGAAUGAGGAUGGAAAAAACGAGGAGAACGAAUCAGAUGACGACGAUGGUGAUGCUGUAUCAGAUGAUCUUUAUUUUGAUUGCUGUGACACUUCACCGAUUCCCACACAGAAACCAUCAAUAAUCAGAUGGAGUAGUGAAUUGGAAUUAGAGAUUGGCCAGGAUGAUAAUUCUCCUCCUCUAACUCCCCAUAAUGGUUCAACAGACACUGCACUACUCAUUAUGGUUUUUCAUGGAGAUUUUUCUCCCGAUAAUCCAGCUGAUUCCAAAACUACAGACACCAAUACUUUUGGAUCAACCAUUGAAACAUGUGUCCAACGUCAUUAUCCCCAACUCAGGAAUCGAUUGCACAUUGUGAAUGUUUCCUGUGGAUGCGAGAUGACUCAAGUUGUCAGUAAGCUUACCAAUGUUUCUUCAAGUUUUGGAUUACUACAUCCAUCGUUAUCAUUGAUGCUUCCAUCAGCCAAUCAUCUGUAUAAUGAAGCUGUAGAAGGGACGAUCAGAAGAGCAAAUGAGACAUAUAAUGAGUUCAUUGCAUCUCAGCCAUUGUUCAAUGGAGAGGUUUUUGUGGUUGGGGACUGUGUUGGAGGAAUCUUUUUAUAUGAAGCCAUGACCAGGAAGUGUGACUCUAUGGCUUUUUUGAAGCGAUUAUCGUCGAAUGUGUCUUCAAGAAUCAUUAAGGAAGAUCAAUCUCCUCACCAAUCCAUGACCGAUAUAACAGUAACCGACACUUCAUCAAUAUCUUCUUGCCCUCAAUCCCACAAUCAAUCAGUUCGAGAUCACUCGUCUCUUCAAAACGGACAUUCUUCUCGUCGAUCAGCUCGUAAUUAUUCGGCACCUCCAUCGGCGUCGUACGUGCGUAAGAAGAUCUCUUUGGUGUCGGUUGAUUCUGUCAGUUUCGGAGCAUCGAGACUCAACUUCCAGCCAAGCACUAUAUUCCUACUUGGAUGUCCAUUAGGAUUGACUUUGAUGCAAAGAAAAUUAGAAGGAUCAGAAAUCGAUAGUUUGGAUUCAUGCCAACUUUUCAAUUUAUACUAUCCACUGGAUCCAUGUGGUGCUCGGAUAGAGCCGGUUCUGGAUUCUCAAUUGGCUUGUGUUCCACCUUAUAAUGUUCCAAAGUUAGUAGAUAUUAGUUUUGAAUCCGGAAGAUAUCAAAGAUAUCCACUUGGUGAUGGAAAAUCGCAAAAGUUUGAACCCUCAAUCGAUACAUCGCAAAUGUGGGGAAGUAAAAGAAUCGACAAUCUUCUCUACUGCCCGAACUCAAUGGUUGCUCUUCCAUCUUCGGCUCUUCCCAAUAUUCUUCAUGCAUCUUAUUGGGAAUCAUGCGACGUGGCUUCUUUCCUUCUUCGACAAUUCGUUCGAGGAGAGGAGUGUGUGAUGCCCACACUUUCUUCGAGUAUGAAUAACAUUCCAUUGAAUAUUGAUCUACCUACAAUGCACUGGAAACGAAGGAGGACUCGGUUUAAGAUCGCAAAUCUAUCUGCUAAUCAUCGAGCUAACGAUAUUCUUGUCACAGCUGGAAUGGAUCUUACUGUCACUGCUAAGUUCUGUUAUGGUCCAAUGGAUUUAGUAGCGUUAUCCAGAGAAGCUGUAUCAGUAUUCGUGUGUCCACAGAGAGGAGAUUGGUAUCUCCACGGUGUGUUCGAUACCGAUUCUCAUGGAAGACUCACAAUCCAACUAGCGAAAACUCUUCCAUGUGGAAUCCACUCUGUCAAAAUCGUUGUUCAUGGAGAUAGAUCCUACCUAGACGCAUUCGUUGCCAUAGUUCCACAUGGAACCAAAUGCGCCGUAUUCUCAGUUGAUGGUUCUCUAACUGCUUCUGUCUCAGUCACUGGAAAAGAUCCCCGUGUCCGACCUGGUGCAGUGGAUGUAGUUAGAUACUGGCAGGAACAAGGAUAUCUGAUCAUUUAUCUGACUGCUCGACCUGAUAUGCAACAACGUGUUGUCUCGGCAUGGCUAGCUCAACACAACUUCCCCCAUGCUCUUCUUUUUUUCAACAAUUCCUUCUCAACAGAACCAUUGAAACAAAAGUCCCUUCAUCUCCGUCAUAUCGUCGAUAUGGGUGUUCAUAUUCACGUGGCAUACGGUAGCAGUAAAGAUGUAUCUGUUUACACUUCAGCUGGUGUGGACCCAGAACACGUCAUCUCUGUAGCUGGAUCUAGAAGGCGUAAUGUGUUCAGAUUGGUAGAAAGUUAUUCAUCUCAUUUAUCUGCUUUAAACUCAGGACAAUGUGCACUAGGUCAACGGAUUGAAGACGAUGGGCUGACGCUUUCCUUACACAGAAACGUUCAACGGACGCCUUCAUUUACUCCACGUGGCGGGAAGUUUGAAAACGAAAAAGACCGUCGGUAG
Messenger RNA from Caenorhabditis briggsae, 3132 nucleotides. It is a transcript of the gene Cbr-pitp-1, whose product is annotated as Protein CBR-PITP-1. The transcript is spliced from 13 exons. Gene Ontology annotation, cellular component: cytoplasm. Gene Ontology annotation, molecular function: phosphatidylinositol transfer activity; metal ion binding; phosphatidylinositol binding. The record is from RefSeq and is a predicted model, not a curated record. Bases 1 to 3132 code for a protein of 1043 amino acids. Gene Ontology annotation, biological process: phospholipid transport. NCBI's taxonomy places the organism in Eukaryota, Metazoa, Nematoda, Chromadorea, Rhabditida, Rhabditidae.